This is a messenger RNA of Fusarium oxysporum Fo47, 1251 nucleotides long. RefSeq lists its product as uncharacterized. The record is from RefSeq and is a predicted model, not a curated record. Lineage: Eukaryota; Fungi; Ascomycota; Sordariomycetes; Hypocreales; Nectriaceae. The transcript has 3 exons. Gene Ontology annotation, cellular component: endoplasmic reticulum; endoplasmic reticulum membrane. Bases 200 to 997 code for a protein of 265 amino acids.
ACAGCACCCCUCCCCCCUUGCUCCAUUCGCCUCCAUUCGCCUCCAGAGGCCAGAUUGUCUUGUCACCCACAGCCUAACCUGUUUUCCCCCAUAUUCCAUCAUCUCCACCAGCUUCUUCUUCUCUUUUUCUCUUCAUCUCCCUCCCCCAAUCUUCUUCAUCGGUGUCUUCUCUAUAGGUUCCCGUCAUCUUCUCGUCGUCAUGUUCUUCAAGGCUUCUUUGCUCGCCCUCGUGGCUGCUCAGGUCUUUGGCGCUGUUGCUCAGGACGCUCCUGAAGCCAAUGCCGCUCCCAAGGCUCCUCUCAAGGCUGACAUCAAGGCUACUUUCCCCGAAGCUGAUAUCCUCGGCGUCAAGCUCGUCAAUGGUCGUCCUACCAAGGCUGUCAUCGAGAUCAACAACAAGGAUGCCAAUGCUAUCAAUGUCGCCUUCGUCGCUGGCUCUCUCAACACCAUGAAGGAGCUUCCCGAGGACAGCCCCCGCUACGCAAGCAUCGUGCGCAACUUGACCUCUGUCCAGUACAACAUUGAGGUCCCUGCCGGCGAGAAGAAGGAGCUUCCUUUCUCUUUCGCCCAGGAUAUGCAGCCCCAGGAGGUCCGCGUUGAGCUCUCUGCUGUCGUCACUGAUUCUACUGGCAACCUCCACCAGGUCUUGGUUCACAACGGUCCUGCUUCUAUCGUCGAGGCUCCCACCAGCUUCCUUGACCCCCAGAUUAUCUUCCUCUACCUCUUCCUCUCUGCUGCUUUCGCCGGUACUCUCUACUUCGUCUACAAGACCUGGAUCGAGGCUCUCUUCCCUCAGGCUAAGCGCCCCCGUACCAACAAGAAGGCCAAGAAGACCAUCGACGUUGCUGAGCCUCUCUCCGGUUCCGAGUCUACCCCCGUUGCCGUCCCCUCUGGAAAGGACUACGACGAGAGCUGGAUCCCUGACCACCACAUCAACCGUCCUGUCGCCCGCCGCGUCAAGUCUGGCGCCAGCGCCAAGACCAAGCGAGUCGAUUAAGGAAGUGAGAUAUCUUCUUUUCGACGUGUUGCGCACAUGCGCACUGUAUUUUGUGACGAAACCAUGUCUGAGUUCCAAGGGUCAUGGCGUAAAUGCCUGGGUAGACUAGGGGUUGGGUAUCAUGAGAAAUGAUCUGACUCGUCACAUGGCAAUGGAUCAAGGGACAUCAUGAGCCAAAAGUAUCUGUUGUAUAUUAUAUGUAUCAAAACGAGCAUUGAGAAAAUGACAUACUUUUCCCACCCGUUGCUACGAGA